AUGGCCGAAAGCAGCGUUUCAAAGAGAAAGAGAACAGAAAAUACAUUAGUGGAACAGUGUGAUAUAUAUUUGGAGCACAUGGAAGGCGACUAUAUAUUUAGAAGCAGGGUUGUAACUCCAACAGUCGAACCAAAAUAUAUUAAGAAUAAGUGGAAAAAACUUACCAUAGAAUUAAAUUCUUUAGGAAAGAGGCCUGUAUUGACAAAGGAAGCAUGGCAAAAGAAUGGCAACUGGUGGUGGACUUGGAGAAAAGAUAGAUAUGACGGAACAAGUAGAAAGAGGUUUACUGUGUGGGAAAAAGUAGCUGUAACAGGUACUCUUCUUGUGGCUAUUAGUGGCGGGUUACCUUCAACAUCAAGUGCUUGUACUUCAAUUUCUGCUGCCGCUGAUUAUGCACAUAAACCAGAAUUGACAUUCGAGGAAAUUCUAAUUACAGCAGAUUUUGACAGUGAGGCAGUACAUGAGAGUGUUGACAUGCCAGUCAUGAAUAACAGUCACCAGACUAAAACAGAAAAUGUGUCCACACCUCGGCCCGUAAUUAAUUCAACACCAAGGCGGAAACAAGCCAAGGCAAAACCAACUUUAAUUGUUUCAGCUGAUAAAUUAAAAGCAGCUUAUGAAAAUAAUACGCAGACAUCGCAAGCUGUAAGCAAUGAAAUUGGAAAAUUUGUAGAGGUGUACAAGCUUGUUAAGAUAGAGGAAUGA
Messenger RNA from Psylliodes chrysocephalus, 705 nucleotides. Lineage: Eukaryota; Metazoa; Arthropoda; Insecta; Coleoptera; Chrysomelidae. The record is from the annotation of a GenBank genome assembly.